Messenger RNA from Galdieria sulphuraria, 647 nucleotides. RefSeq names its product zinc finger (C3HC4-type RING finger) family protein isoform 2. Gene Ontology annotation, cellular component: cytoplasm. Gene Ontology annotation, molecular function: ubiquitin protein ligase activity. The record is from RefSeq and is a predicted model, not a curated record. Gene Ontology annotation, biological process: protein ubiquitination. The transcript is spliced from 3 exons. Bases 39 to 449 code for a protein of 136 amino acids. Lineage: Eukaryota; Rhodophyta; Bangiophyceae; Galdieriales; Galdieriaceae.
AUUUGCGAUUUUUGGCCCAAACCUUAUCUUCAUUUGAGAUGGCUUCCUAUGAUGAGGACCAUGACUUGGUAUCUUCUUCUCAAAUGGAAACCGGAGAAGAAAGUAGAGUCUCUUUACAGGUAUCUGAAUUGGUAGACUGGAUGAAUACACUGGAAAUAGAGGAUAAUGCGGAAGAAGAGGGAGAUUGGAGAGGGAAUCUCUUAUCUUGGCUGACCAACCAAGCUCCCCUACUGCCAGUUUCCAAAAAGGCUAUAGAGGAACUCAGAACUUUACAAUUGACUGAAGAUAUUCCAAGUGAUAACUCGGUUUGUGUGGUAUGUGCGGACUCAUUUCAGCCGGGUGACGAGGCAAAGCAACUACCUUGUCAACAUUUAUAUCACUCUGCGUGUAUUUUAAGUUGGUUCCGACAGGUGCUGGAAAAACUUUUGUUUGAACUGUAUAGAAACUGACGUGGUUGUAGCAUAAUUCCUGUCCUUUAUGUAGGCAUGAGUUACCAACCGAUAAUCCUAUAUAUGAAGCACAAAGAAGAGAUAGAGAGAGGUGGAAAGACGCUUCUCAUAUGUUUGCCUAAGACAUUUUGGCGCCAUUCUUCUUUUUACUUCAUAAUUGUCGCAGAAACAGAAAAUUAUAAAGAAUUGAUUGAUCGU